AAAAAAAAAAAAGGCAUCCAAGGCAGUGGGACAUCUGGCUUCUGAAUGGGAACCUUUAUAGCACCAGCGACCAAAGAGAGAAUUAAAUAUGGGUGAUGUUGAAAAAGGCAAGAGAAUUUUUGUUCAGAAGUGUGCCCAGUUCCACACUGUUGAAAAGGGAGGCAAACAGGUGGCUGGGUCAAAUCUCCAUGGUCUCUUUGUGGGGAAGACAGAUCAGACCAUUGGAUUCUCUUAUACAGAGGCCCAUAAGAACAAAAGCAUCUCCUGGGGAGAGGAUACACUCAUGGAGUAUUUGGAGAAUCCCAAGAAGCACAUCCCCGGAACAAAAAUGAUCUUUGCAGACAUGAAGAACAAGGCAGAAAGGGCAGCCUUGAUAGCUCAUCUCAAAAAAAGCUACCAAUGAAUAAUAACAGGUCACUGUGUUAUUUGUUACAAAACAGAAAUGUUUCAUGACUUCUUAAUCUGUACCAUAACUUAACAGAUCUCA
Molecule: messenger RNA, 487 nt
Organism: Pan troglodytes (chimpanzee)
Lineage: Eukaryota; Metazoa; Chordata; Mammalia; Primates; Hominidae
Product: cytochrome c-like
Exons: 1
Coding region: 89-403 (104 amino acids)
Molecular function (GO): electron transfer activity; heme binding
Source: RefSeq, a predicted model, not a curated record